AACAAAAAGGCCACCUUCUCUGCUAUCCGCCAUCUUGCACACUAACCAUGCAACUCUAGGCACGCUGAAUUAAUCCCGGAUAGGGAGUCAGGAGAGGAUACAUAAUCAAUCCGCAGCAUCGUCAACCUAAGAGAAGUUGAUUAAAAUGCGAGGAUGGAGCGUUGUGCGACCCAUACCUUUGUGCUGCGUAGGCUUUCGCAAUCGAUUUGGUUAAUUUGGUAUUAUUUGGGCGUUGUUGCUGUGUGUCUACCUUGCCACCGCAGCUACCUCUCGUUAGCGUCCAGGACAAUGUAAAAGCCCCCUUAGAAAUUAUUGGUUAACUUUAGCCAUCAUAACGUUAGGUGAUGCCCGGUAAUCACGCAGUGUGUAGUAUCCGAUUGGGGUUACGUGUUAUUCUUUUAAAAAAUAUGCACUUAGAAAUACGCAAUGUUCUGUUUGUAUUAUGGACAGGUGGUAAAAAGUUGGAUGGGUUAGAACCAGACAAUUCAGCCUGCAAGCUGGCAUGACGUAAUGUCAUGGGAUCACUUUUGAAUGUGAAAUACCAGUCCUAAGGCCUUCAUAUUCGUGUAACAAAUCCAAGUGGACGACCAAACAUAAUUAAAAAGGCCACAUUUUCUUUUGACGGGCCAGGCCCUUCUCAAACUAUACUAGCCAGGCAUGGAUUUCCCCUGGCACAGUGGCAAGGUUUUGGAGCAGUUAAACCACCAGCGUCAGCUGGGGUUGUUGUGUGACUGCACCUUUGUGGUGGAUGGCAUUGACUUCAAAGCCCACAAAGCCGUGCUGGCAGCUUGCAGUGCAUACUUCCGCACUCUGUUCCUGGAUCAGAAAGAUGUUGUGCAUCUGGACAUCAGCAAUGCAGCAGGUCUGGGUCAGGUACUUGAAUUUAUGUACACUGCCAAGUUGAACCUGAGCUCUCAGAAUGUGGAAGAUGUCUUGGCUGUGGCAACAUUCCUGCAGAUGCAAGAAAUUGUCAAUGCCUGCUCAGCCUAUCAAACCCUGGCCGUCUCUCCAACUGACACAACUACAGCUCAUGACUCCACAACUACAGAUAAUGCUGAGGAAGGUGGACAGAAGUCAGAUUUGGACAAACCUGUGACGGAGGAGGAGAACAGUGCCCCACUAGUGAAUGGGGCAUCUGACAAGCAACCCCUCAGCGGGCAAGGGCCUUCCUCGGAAGCCACAGAGGAUGAGCAGGCAGCGAUCAGCAUUGCGGAGUGCUCAACCGCUCAGGUGAAGACGGCUGUGGCCCGAGCUUCCCGCAUGCCCAAAGCCCCGUCUUACACCAAACCCAGGAAGGCCGGGGUGACAUCUGAAAAGAAAGGUCAAGCGGAGGAGGAAGAGGAGGGUGCAGCUAAGGAAGUUCCAUUUCAGGAUGACCCCUCAGAUGCUGACUACACACCUAAGGUCCCAUACAAAUCAUCAGCAGCAGCUAAAUCCUACAUCAGCACUCGUAGGAGCAGGCUGAGGACUGCGUCAAAGCGCCUGCACGCGCGGGGUCGUAAUGGCGGCGUGGAGUCAGAGGAGACCAACACAGCUACCGAGGGGAACAGCGCACAUGCGGCUGAGGAAGAGGAGGAAGCUGGAGAGGUGGAGGAUGAGGAGGAGGAAGAGGAAGGGCAGGAGGAUGAGAGCGGAGGCGAGGGCAGGUCAAUCAGGACAGGGGCCAUCUCUGACCGGAGCGAGUCCCGAGCAUACAGCUCCUUCACCCAUAAAUGUGAGGACUGUGGGAAGAAGUUCACUCACACGGGCAAUUUCAAGAGGCAUAUCCGUAUUCACACGGGUGAGAAGCCCUUUAGUUGCAGAGACUGCCACAAAGCCUUUUCGGAUCCAGCUGCCUGCAAAGCACAUGAGAAAACACACAGCCCACUGAAGCCGUACUGCUGUUCGACGUGUGGUAAGAGCUACCGGCAGAUCAGCCUGCUCAAUCUGCACCGCAAGCGGCACACAGGCGAGGCUCGCUACAGCUGCGAGGACUGCGGCAAGCUCUUCACCACGUCGGGCAACCUGAAGCGCCACCAGCUGGUGCACAGCGGCGAGAAGCCGUACCGCUGCGACUACUGCGACCGCGCCUUCUCCGACCCCACGGCCAAGAUGCGCCACCUGGAGACCCACGACACAGACAAGGGGCAUCGGUGCUCCCACUGCGACAAGAAGUUCAACCAGAUCGGGAAUCUGAAGGCUCACCUGAAGAUCCAUAUCGCAGACGGGCCACUGAAGUGUAAGGAGUGUGGCAAACAGUUCACCACCUCAGGGAACCUGAAAAGACACCUGCGGGUUCACAGCGGGGAGAAGCCCUAUGUGUGCAUGCACUGUCAGAGGGCAUUCGCUGACCCGGGAGCCCUGCAGAGACACGUCCGAAUCCACACAGGUGAGAAGCCUUGCCUUUGUCUCAUAUGUGGGAAGGGCUUUGCUCAGGCCAGCUCUCUUAUCGCUCACGUCCGGCAGCACACAGGAGAAAAGCCCUACGUCUGCGAUCGCUGCGGGAAAAGGUUUGUACAGUCCAGUCAGCUGGCCAACCACAUCCGACACCACGAUAACAUCCGACCACACAAGUGCCAUGUCUGCAACAAGGCAUUUGUCAACGUCGGCGAUCUUUCUAAGCACAUCAUCAUUCAUACAGGUGAAAAGCCCUUCCUGUGUGACAAAUGUGGCAGGGGCUUCAACCGCGUGGACAAUCUGCGCUCGCAUGUCAAGACCGUUCACCAGGGCAAGGCCGGCAUGAAGCGGCUGGUGGUGGCCGAAGGAGAUGGAGAGGGAGACGAUAAACUCCAACCAGUUUCCACUUCUGCCUCAGAGCUGGACGACAGCGAGGUCAACAUAGUCACGGUCACCACCGAUGACAUUGUGACCCUUGCUACAGAGGCGUUGGCAGCCAGUGCCGUGGCACAACUAACAGUGGUACCAGUUGCAGCAACCGUGUCAGCAGACGAAACAGAAGCCCUGAAAGCAGAGAUCACCAAGGCCGUGGAGAAGGUGCAGGAGGCAGACCCCAACACACAGAUCCUGUAUGCGUGUGACUCUUGCGGUGAGAAGUUCCUGGACGCAAGCUCCCUGGCCCAGCAUGUGCGCAUCCACACGGCACAGGCCCUGGUCAUGUUCCAGGCCGACUCCGACUUCUACCAGCAGUACGCCGCGGGGGACACAACCUGGCAGACCACUGAGCAGGUCAUCCAGGGCGGAGAGCUCCUCUUCCGCACGCGAGACGGCGAGGAAGAGGUGGAGGCAGGGACGGACGGAGAGACGGUGGCACUUGAGGAAGGGCUGCGUCCGACAGAGAUUAAAGAGGAAACAGUGACUGAGGUGGAGGGAGGAGGGGAGGUGGUGGAGGAGAUGGACUGCGAUAGCCAGACUUAGGAUCUCA
This is a messenger RNA of Alosa alosa (allis shad), 3361 nucleotides long. RefSeq names its product zinc finger and BTB domain containing 17 (gene zbtb17). Gene Ontology annotation, molecular function: protein binding; DNA-binding transcription factor activity, RNA polymerase II-specific; RNA polymerase II cis-regulatory region sequence-specific DNA binding. Bases 658 to 3354 code for a protein of 898 amino acids. Lineage: Eukaryota; Metazoa; Chordata; Actinopteri; Clupeiformes; Clupeidae. The record is from RefSeq and is a predicted model, not a curated record. Gene Ontology annotation, biological process: regulation of transcription by RNA polymerase II. Gene Ontology annotation, cellular component: nucleus. The transcript is spliced from 15 exons.